Malurus melanocephalus (red-backed fairy wren) is the source of this 4550-nucleotide messenger RNA. RefSeq names its product aquaporin 11 (gene AQP11). Gene Ontology annotation, cellular component: cytoplasm; membrane. The record is from RefSeq and is a predicted model, not a curated record. The coding region runs from base 392 to 1156 and encodes 254 amino acids. Lineage: Eukaryota; Metazoa; Chordata; Aves; Passeriformes; Maluridae. Gene Ontology annotation, biological process: transmembrane transport. The transcript has 4 exons. Gene Ontology annotation, molecular function: channel activity.
GCGGUGCGGCCGAGCCCGCGCCCGGCCCCGCGCUGGGGCUGGAACCGCUCCCGCAGCCACGGACGCACCGCAACGCCGAUCCCGCCGGGAAAUCGGCUCCCCUCCCGUUCCCCCGCGGCACGGGGCCGAGUCCCUCCCUUCCCUCCGGCAGGCUGAGGGAACGGGGGAGCUCGGUCCGUCCCGCGGCGGAGRGGCUGAGGGGCAGCAGAGCCCCCUUCUCCCCGCUGCCCUCGCCGUGCUUUUCCACCGCAGGGAGAGAGCUUCCUUGUCGUAACCCSUGCCCUGGCAGGGAGCGGGAUCCCCCUGCCCUCACGCCUGCCCUUUGCUCCGCCAAGCCGAGGGUGGUGGGGCUGGACCUUUCGCGAACCYUCGGGCCUGUGAAGCUCCGGGCAUGGCUUUCGGUGGGGUCGGGAGCUCCCUGCUGCUGAUGUCCGGCGUCGUGGUGACCGUGGGGCUGUGCCGGAGGCUCGCCAGGCGCCGGCUGCGCUCCCGCCCGCUCCUCUUCGCUUUCCUUGUGGAGAUGUUCAGCACCUUCCAGAUUUGCGCCUGCACGAACGAGCUCAGCCUGCUCGGCAACGUAGAGCCGAAGCCGCACACCGCCCUCACCCUCACCUACGGCUUCACCGUCCUGCACGGCCUGACCCUGACCGGCAGCACAUGCAAUCCCUGCGCGACCCUGCAGCCCAUGUGCGACGGCGGGACAUCGCUCAGGAUGGGAGGACUCAAGAUCGCCGCUCAGUUCGUGGCUGCAGUGCUCGCCAGAGUGUUCAUGCACUUUAUCUGGAGUCUGGAGAUGGCAGAGCCACAUUUGGGAGCGCUCUCGCAAGGCUGCAGCGACCCUAUGCAGACUACAGAGGUGCAGGCGUUCUGCAUAGAACUGCUCUUUUCCGUCGUUUUCCAGCUGGCCGUCCUGCGAGCCGAAAGUGUUAAUCCCAAAUACAGAGUCCAUUUGAUUGCUCUUCUCAUCACCAUGCUCGUGUAUGCAGGUGGAAAUCUCACUGGAGCAAUAUUUAACCCAGCACUGGCUUUUUCAUUACAUGCAGAUUGUUUCUAUGACAAUUUUUUUAGUUACUUACGAGUAUAUUGGAUGGCACCAUCCUUAGGUACAAUACUUGUGGUUUUUAUACGGGAUGAAAUCUUUCCUCGGACAUCUUGAAACAUCAAAUCCUGAAAUUUGGCAGUAUUUUAAAAAGUAUUUUCAACAUCUUCAAACAUACAGCUUUCAGAGAACUGCUGACAGACUCCUGUGCCAGUUGCAUUUUCAGAUUUCAUGUUUGAAAUAUUUGACAAAUCAGUUUGUAUUCAAAUAAUAAUUUUGUAAACAUAUUUUGGGAUUUUGGGAUUAUCUGCCACCCUUUUCAGUUAAGCCAUAUGAAUGUCAAGGACUGUUAAAACAUAAACUUUGUCACUUUAGCCAUAAGUGCCAUUUGCUGAUCUUCAUUAGCAUGCAAAACUAAUUUUAGAGACAUACCCCGUCCUCUCAAGGUUUGAUUCUAUUGGACUUCUUCCCAUUGAAGGCACCUGCAAAAAGGGAGCUGAAGAUAUCUUAUACUGACAUCAUUAUAUUCCUACUUGCCAUAUACUUACCUCUGAGAGGAAGAAAGGCUACUCUGAUCCCUAGAAGAGUCUCCACAGCUCUAUUCUAGAGGCACCCUACACCAAAAUUAAAUGUCUGUAUGACCAACAUUGUUUUAAUAAUACCUGAGUGCAGGUAAGUAGCCCCUCACUUCCUUCUGGGAAGGCUCUGCCCCAUCCUGUUCCAUUGGAGAUUGUUGAAUGUUUAUCUUGGUUGGAAGAACCAGUAAUAAAAUACCAUAAAAUUUUGUAAAAGGGCAUUCUGGGCAAAACCCUCUACUUUUUAUCAGCAAUUACUGCUGCCUCUUCACAUAGACACCGUAUAUAGCUAUGAAUCAACUGAUGAAUCAAUUUGUCCUUGAUUUUAUGUAGCUUUUAUCACCUUCUUUAAAAAACAAAUCAAUCUGCAAUGCAGGAUAAUAAGUCUGAGAUAAAUAGUAUAGGAAAAUUACAUACACAAACUAGCACAAGCAUGCCCUUCAUCUCACUUGAGGCAAACACCACUGAUGGGUACCACCCUCYGAAGCUGUUUCUAGCACAAUGUUUCUUCUGGCUACAGCUUAAUUUUUAAAUAUGCCAAAAUAUAUUUUUCAAAUUUAAGAUUAAAUUCAGUUUUUCAUUUUAUAGUUAAUUGGUUUGAAAGAUGGUUAACAAAUUCUACAAAGAUCUCAGUAUCCAGUCCCUCAGCUGAUCAUCCAAGUCAACUUAUAAACCAUAUUCUAAAAGAAAGAGAAUCAGCUGGGGGAUUUUUCACAGUAAAUUGAUGAAGUCCUUGUUGUCAGCUGUAUUUUUUGCAAGCGUUCAGGAAGCAAAUAUUUCCAUGUAAUUUCUUCCUUGUUGCAAUAAAAUCUUUUCUCAUUUUCAUUUUCCAAGGUACCUAUAAGAUUAUACUGCAAAAUUAAAUCAACUGUAUGAACACAUAUUACAUACAAGAGUCCUACCCAUCACCCUCUAUUCAGUUAUUAAUAAGAAAAACAAUUAGCCUGGUAAUAUACUGAAGAGAACUGCUGGGUUAUCAUUCAGCAGCUCUUUGAGACUAGUGUGAGUAGUUCUAAGGAAACUUGUCCUUGUUAAAACUCUUCAAGGACCACACAGCAGCACACUGACCCAGAAAAGAUGUGAUCCUCUGAAAAAAAACAUGUACUUUUAUAUCUUGUUCUGCUUCUAAAACAGAUCCUUUUGGGGGUUUCUACUUCUUUCUUGCUUUACUGCUUUUUAUCUCUAUUUUUAAAGUGAUCCAUACCUCACAAUUUUUUCCCCCACUUUUUCACCUCAUUUCUUACGGAAACAAGUCUUUCAAAACCUACAUAAUUUGAUGUCUCCUCUGAGCCCAUAUAGUCCAUAGGAUAAAAGUCUCAAAAAUAAACCUCAAAKAGCACAAAAAUAGACAAGGAGAAGAGAAAGCAUAUACAAACCUACAGGGCAGCCAUGAUUUGUUAGAUAAGAGGCCCUCCUUCCACAUCAGUUUUGAUGGCCUGCAAAAGCAAAGGCCAUAAAGCAAAGAGGUCGGUCAGAUCUGACUUCUCGAUGUCUACCUUGUUUAUUUUGGCACAACAUAUAGUAUAAAAGAAAUUGGUACAAAUCURGGUGAUUAACAAGUAGUUUCUGUAUUUAUAGGAAUUGGAAUUUAAAAUUUAAAAUCACUAAAAAUUAGACAGCCCUUAUGCUAACUAAAUUAAUGCAACACAAAAGGAAAAAAAAAMMCAACWAAAGUAGCAGAAAUAUUAUCAAAUAAACCUAAGCUAGGAACUCAAGAAUUUAACUUGUUUUGGUAGUGCAGGAWAAAAGGAGUAUUUUAUAUUUGAAGUAACAAAUGCUCAUGAAGACCAGAACACUUACACAUAGCCUAAAUACAAAGUUUUAUUGCAAAUAAAAUUUGUCAGUCACACAAGACACUUCUCCAAUGCUACCUCCAGGUUUGUUUCCACCUCACCUCAAUUAAUCUUGCUCCACUGAUUUGACUGAUGUCUGCUACUGGAGCUCCACAUUAGUACAACACAAAUUCUCUCUCUGGAGUUUGGUAGUGCUGCGAUAUAGUGAGAGUGCCAAGAGAAGCUGUGAACAAUCCAGCUGCCCUGUAGUUAAUUCUGCCCAUGUGCCAGGGUAUGUAACAAGCUGCAGUUUAACAUGGGAAACAACAGAAACACCACAUUCCAACUCAGAUUUACACACACACAAACACCCCACUGUCUGUUUUAACAGUGAAUGGUGACUUAARAGUUCAAUGAGCUGCAGUGCAGGUAAGAGUUUUACCCGUCCCAAAAUAUCACCAUGCCGAGAUUCUCCAAAUGCCAGUGCAAAAAUCCACACAUCACUCCCUAWCUCCCUUUGUUACUCUGUAUCCCUAACAAAAACAUACACACACUCACAUGAAUACAUGUUUUUGUGUAUAUAAAGGGGCUGGCAAAGGUAGAAUGUCUUGUUGCAUAACACGCCGAAUACCUCAUUUAUUCAGCUACRUCAGUGGUUCACAACACUAUUAGGACAUCCCUAAUUUGACUGGCAUUCCUAAUGAACAUUCAACAAAGAGUGGUUAUAAUUACCACAUACCUUGGAAYCAAAUCACAUCCUAACGUCUAAGCUGAGCGUAGGGCCAGUAAACUGCUCGUAUACCAACAGAGCAAUACCUCACCUCCCCUCCCAAAAUAAUCACAGGUCAACUUCAAAGUGAAAGAAAAUGGAAGAAGUUUGGUCUAGACUUUGAUUUCAACACUGGGGAGAGAAAGGAACAACCUGCAUUUGCUGACAUUUCCCAAAGACAAAAUCACCACCCUGAAGAGAGAUGGAACAGGAAAAGCUCCAGCAGGACGAAGAUCUUGGCAAUCUAAAGCUGGGUUUAGCUAAGUUUUGGAUGUGUCCACUAACUAUCACAGGAAUACUGUGCAAAUGCUCUGCUCUUUUAUCCUCAGAUCCAGGUAAAUUAUGAAAAUGCCUUCACUGAAGAUUUUUUUUGUUACAGAAGAGAGAUCUGAAAC